GUAACGGUUAUUGAUAAGUAUCCUCUAAAUUUCGCAGUAGUUUGAUGAGUAAGUGUGAAGGCAAAAGCAGUUUCCAAAAUAGUUGGGGCCAUGCCACAUUAAAUUAAGUUCACCAUUCACCCACAUACGCGUUCCCAAUCGCCAUUGCCGAUUCACACUCCAAAGUCCAAAGUCCAUUCCCACUCACUUUUACACUAUUUCUUCGCCCAUUUCGUCUCCUAUAUAUACUCCUUCAUUAUUGCUCCAAUCUGCAAAUUUCACUACUCUUAUUUCUCUUUCAUUCACCAUCUCCAAUGGCGUUUAGAAGCAUCCUUGCUGUCAUAACAAUAUUGUUAGAGAUUCAUAUAUGCUUAUCGGCGGAGAUUAGCCGCGCUGAUUUUCCUCACGGAUUUACGUUUGGCACUGCUUCUUCAGCUUUUCAGUAUGAAGGAGCUGUGAAAGAAGAUGGAAGGGGACCAUCUAUAUGGGAUACCUUUUCUCAUACUUUUGGCAAGGUAACAGAUUUCAGCAAUGCUGAUGUUGCAGUGGAUCACUACCAUCGUUUCGAAGAAGACAUACAGCUCAUGAAGGACUUGGGGAUGGAUGCCUAUAGAUUUUCCAUUUCGUGGUCUCGGAUUUUUCCCAAUGGAUCUGGCGCGAUCAAUCAGGCAGGAGUUGAUCAUUAUAAUAAAUUCAUCAAUGCAUUACUAGCAAAAGGAAUUGAACCUUAUGUGACACUCUACCACUGGGACCUACCUCAAGCCUUGGAUAACAAGUAUAAGGGAUGGCUCAGCACUGAAAUCAUAAAGGACUUCGCAACUUUUGCUGAGACAUGCUUUCAGAAAUUCGGAGACAGGGUGAAGCAUUGGAUCACAUUUAAUGAGCCUCAUACAUUUACUACACAAGGAUAUGAUGUCGGUUUGCAAGCACCUGGACGGUGCUCUAUUCUCUUUCAUCUGUUUUGUAAAGCAGGAAACUCUUCUACUGAACCUUACAUUGUUGCCCACAAUGUCUUGCUUACUCAUGCAACAGUAGCAGAUAUUUAUAAGAAAAAGUAUAAGAAUAUUCAAGGUGGAUCACUUGGAGUAGCUUUUGAUGUCAUUUGGUAUGAGCCGGAGUCAAACACUAAAGAAGACAUUGAAGCAGCUCAGAGAGCUCAAGAUUUUCAGCUAGGCUGGUUUCUUGAUCCUUUGAUGUUUGGAGAUUAUCCAAGUUCAAUGAGAACCAGAGUAGGAAACAGGCUGCCCAAAUUUUCUCCAUCUGAGGCUGCUCUUGUUAAGGGUUCCUUAGAUUUUAUAGGAAUCAACCAUUACACCACAUUUUUUGCAAGAAACAAUUCUACUCAUGUAAUCGGAACUUUGCUCAAUGAUGCUAUUGCAGACUCCGGUACCAUUACCCUCCCAUUCAACGGCACUAAAGCUAUCGCAGAAAGGGCAAAUUCAAUAUGGUUAUAUAUUGUGCCACAAAGUAUGAGAACCUUAAUGAACUACAUCAAACAAAAAUACGGGAAUCCUCCUGUCUAUAUCACAGAAAGUGGAAUGGAUGAUCCAAAUAGUGUAUUUAUCUCCCUUAAAGACGCGUUGAAGGACGAGAAACGGAUUCGAUAUUACAGUGGCUAUUUAUCUUAUCUAAAGACAGCUAUCAAAGACGACGGUUGCAAUGUGAAAGGAUAUUUUGCUUGGUCAUUGUUGGAUAAUUGGGAGUGGGUAGCUGGAUAUUCUUCAAGAUUUGGUCUGUAUUUUGUUGACUACAAAGACAACUUGAAGAGAUAUCCAAAACAAUCUGUACAAUGGUUCCAGAACUUUCUCAAACCAAAACCAGCUAAAUAGUUGUGUACAUAUAUAAGAUUGUAUUUCCAAUAGUAGUGUUUUUAUACUCAUUUGGUUUGAAGUGAGGUGUGUUAAUUUGAUUAUAAGAUUUUAGAGUUUGAACAUCUUAUAAAUUGAUAAAAUUUAUUUUGUUACAAA
This is a messenger RNA of Vicia villosa (hairy vetch), 1946 nucleotides long. RefSeq names its product beta-glucosidase 40-like. Gene Ontology annotation, biological process: carbohydrate metabolic process. The transcript is spliced from 13 exons. NCBI's taxonomy places the organism in Eukaryota, Viridiplantae, Streptophyta, Magnoliopsida, Fabales, Fabaceae. The record is from RefSeq and is a predicted model, not a curated record. Gene Ontology annotation, molecular function: beta-glucosidase activity. Bases 294 to 1808 code for a protein of 504 amino acids.